UCGGUCUCGAUAUUCGAUCUACUCGUGAUUGAUCGGGGGCCCGGCCGCGCUUACAAAUCUAGAUCCGGCUUGUUCGGAGACUGCGGCGGCGAUGGCGGUGGAGGCGGCGGCGGCGUGGUAUGAAGAGUUGCGACAGCUCGAGUACCUCGAGGAAUCCAUGCAUAAGAAGCUACGGUCCAUCUCCAGGAGGCUGAUGAUGGCCAAGGAUUUGUCCGAGGCGGAGGCGGCCAAGCUCAAGGAAGAGCAAGCGUUGUUGCGAAAGCAGGUUGGGCGGUUCGGCCCUGAUGUGUCGCGGAGGCCAGAUUUCUCAUGCAUGACCGAGGCCGAGCGAGCGGCGGCGGCGGAGAGGCUGAGGAACGACGAGCUUCACUAUGCGCGCCGCCUUAUGCAAGAGGGCAACUCCAGGGGUCAGGCGAUGGAGGCCUUUGCUCGCUUCGUCGACUUCGAUCCCAAGCAGGGGGGCCGCUACUACAGCCGAUGCAGCCGCGGCGGCCUCUCCAACCUCGACCUCGACGAGGAGUCACCCAUUGGUCCGAUGAAGCUUAUCGAUUCCCCCUACAGAAAAGAGAGCGACUUUGGUUGGCUGUGUACGGCUGUAAACUUACGGCUGUAAACUUCCUGUCUGUCAAGAUAGCCUCUUCGGAUGUCGGCUUCCCAAUCCAUGUCUACGGCACUAUCAUUGUCAGGGACAGCAUCGAUGUGAGGUUUGUUUAUCACUUCCGCCGCGACAGCAACAAUUGCCAACUCAUCAAUUCCGAGGCUGAAUCAUUGAUCUUGACUGGGCCGAAACGUGGUCUCGCAUUGUGUGGAGAUAUGUAUGUGGAGACUGAUCUCAAGAUGAAGGAUGAUCUAAUACAGGACAGAGAACUUAGCAAAGGAGUCAUAAGCAUCAGGAGCGCAUCAACUGGUCCAUCGGUGACGGGAUACACGUUUCAGACCAAAUCUCUUGCUACCAGGCUCAGUACUGUGGAUGUGAGUUAUACAGUUGUGGAUCGUGCACUGGAGGGAACUAUUGCAGUUGAAGUUCUGCAGGGUGGCUUUCAUGGCAAAAUCGCUGCCUACACUGCCGACAUGAAGUACAUGCUUGUGCUUUAUGAUAGCGAAGAGGCUGAUGCGAUGACUGUUGACGAUUAUGGACUUCUCGAGCUUUUGCGACCUGUUGUAUCUGUCUAUGUCAAGGAUUUGCUGAUGAUUGCUGCCGUGACCAGUGAUGGUAAAUCUGAGCGCAUACUAUUCACUCCAAGGAUCAACACCAGAGAUGAAUGCCCACUUGCUGUUGGUGCAACCAAGUUGCAUGUGAAGCUUUCUUGGUCAGUAAUGGCCCCCUGACUGAUUUGCAUAAUACCCCAUUGUUAGAGCAACCAUAAUGUAGUGAAAAAGUAGUCCAUAGUGAAUUAAAUAUUCUGUACUAGGUGACCGAAACAUUGUGAGUAGUCAAUAGGCAAGAAAUAGCAAAAGCUAACCACAGCACUAUGGGCUGCCCAUAAGUCAUUUAUUUGUAAACUUUGAUGCCUCUUGAAGAAAUGUCCAAUCCCAUUUAGAUAUGCAUGUGCUUUUGCACUAACAUCAACAGAUUGCUCUGGAGAUAUCGAUACUGAAGUAAAUGUCCUCUUUUCUU
Messenger RNA from Sorghum bicolor (sorghum), 1618 nucleotides. RefSeq lists its product as uncharacterized. The transcript has 3 exons. Lineage: Eukaryota; Viridiplantae; Streptophyta; Magnoliopsida; Poales; Poaceae. The coding region runs from base 92 to 613 and encodes 173 amino acids. The record is from RefSeq and is a predicted model, not a curated record.